This is a messenger RNA of Exaiptasia diaphana, 1120 nucleotides long. Its product is annotated as radial spoke head 1 homolog. Gene Ontology annotation, biological process: spermatid development; axoneme assembly. The record is from RefSeq and is a predicted model, not a curated record. Lineage: Eukaryota; Metazoa; Cnidaria; Anthozoa; Actiniaria; Aiptasiidae. Gene Ontology annotation, cellular component: motile cilium; nucleus. The transcript has 3 exons. The coding region runs from base 108 to 773 and encodes 221 amino acids.
GUUUCCACAGAAACCAACCAACAUAAACGGGCGUCAUUAACGUUUUCACGUCGACCCAACUUAUACCAGUCCAAAUCCUUUGUUUUCGAGUAUAAAAGCUGUCAAAUAUGUCAUCUUCAGAUGAAGAAAGUACUGAAGGAGACGGUCUGCCAUAUCUUGGAGAAUAUGAAGGCGAACGAAACGAGAGCGAGGAGAGACAUGGACGUGGCAGAGCGAGACUACCAAAUCAAGAUACUUACGAAGGAAGCUACGAGUUUGGCAAGCGAAAUGGCAAAGGAAUUUAUAGGUUCAAAAAUGGAGCUCGAUAUGUAGGUUUUUACCUCUCAGGAAAGAAAAAUGGCGAAGGUGAAUUUUACUACCCUGAUGGCUCCAAGUACGAGGGAAGCUGGGUCAAUGAUCAGAAACACGGCUGGGGCAUCUACACAUAUCCAAAUAAGGACAAGUACGAGGGAGAAUGGGUUAAUGAUAAAAGGCAUGGUCAGGGAACUUAUACGUAUGCACAAACGGGCUCUACUUAYGAAGGGACCUGGCUCCACGGCAAAAUGCAAGGUUCKGGRCAGCUCAUUCAUGAGAACCACAGGUACGUUGGAAUAUUCGAAGACGACAAACCCAAAGGCAAAGGAAAGUAUAUGUUUAGCAUGGGCUGCGAAAUGCGUGGUCAUUACUCGUGGAUUGAUAAAGACAUCGAAGACAUGAAUGAAGAAGACACGCCUGAGCAACUCGUGGAUGUGAUGUGGACUGGCAAAGAGCUGUGUGAAGUUCCUAACGAAUAAUCAWGUCAUGGAUAAAUUUGAAAAGAAUAUGAAUUGCAGCAAGAAUAUUUUUUUUAAAUUGUGCACAUGGAAUCACUACUUUUGUAUAAGAAAACAACAGGAAUAUUUGAAAUAUUUUUAUUUGAAAAAAAAAGAGAAAAACUUGGGACAAAGGAUUCUUCARGGAGGCAGAAGUUGGAAAAAACAUUCAACCAACCAGUUGAGCUGUAAUAUCAUACAUAUAAACACUUGUGAUCCCUAAAUCCAUUUAUUUCAUUGUAUAAUAUUCCCUUUUAWAUCCCAACAAAUAUACAAAAAUAAGAUAAAUUCACAUAAUAUAAAUACAAUAAAAAAGAGUUAAAAUAUUA